GGACUGCACUUCGUGUCAGCCAUGGCCCCAAACAUCAGAGCCAUUAUGAGACGCAGAGCGGCGGCAAAGCGGUCUGAAGGUGACGAUGGAACCAGCUGCAAGGUUAGAAAAAAACAGUGCACAAAGGCCGAUCACGAGGCUGCCUCGACGUCUUCGAGUUGUGCCUCCGCUCCGAGCCACAAGGGGCUCUCGGCCAGAGACCUGAACAAAGUCAGGAACCGGCUCCAUGCCCGUUUUUCUGCAUCUGGACAAACUUCCGAAGAUCCGCUACCCUGCGGCGAAGAUGCCGUCGACGACAGCGACAAGAAACAGACCAGCUACACGCCACUUGAGAGCCAAGUGAUCGCGAUCAAGGCGCGCCAUCCAGACACUGUCCUCAUGGUGGAAUGUGGCUACAGGUUUCGUUUCUUCGGGGAAGACGCCGAAUUGGCAUCGAGGGAGCUUCACAUCAUGUGCACUCAGAGUCACCACUUUCCGACAGCCAGCGUACCCGCCCACCGCGUCGGAGUCCACCUCGAGCGCCUCGUCUCUCUCGGCCACAAGGUGGGCAUUGUGCGGCAGACAGAGUCUGCUGCGCUCAAGUCGGUCGGUGCAUCGAAGUCGACGGUGUUCUCAAGGGAGCUCUCUGCUCUCUUCACCAAAUCAACGCUCGUUGGAGAAGAUCUGCAGUUGAGUGGACAGUGCCAGUCCACGGGUGCCUACCUGGUGUCGGUCGGCGAGUCUGAAUGCACCACACCAAACCACGUCCUCGUCGGAAUCGUGGUAUGUGACGUCGUCUGA
This is a messenger RNA of Ixodes scapularis (black-legged tick), 780 nucleotides long. RefSeq names its product DNA mismatch repair protein Msh3-like. Lineage: Eukaryota; Metazoa; Arthropoda; Arachnida; Ixodida; Ixodidae. The record is from RefSeq and is a predicted model, not a curated record. The coding region runs from base 22 to 780 and encodes 252 amino acids. The transcript has 6 exons. Gene Ontology annotation, molecular function: mismatched DNA binding; ATP binding. Gene Ontology annotation, biological process: mismatch repair.